CAGCAGCAACAGCAGCAACAGCAGCAACAGCAACAACAGGAGCAACCAUCGCGGCUCCUGUUGCGGCCUUCAUGUCGACUGGCGCGGCGGCGGGCGAGAGCUCGGUCGCGGACAAGUACCGCCUCAAGAUCGAGCAGCGCAAGCGUGAACUCGCCGCUCAACAACAACAGCAGCAAGCCAACGGCCAGCAGGCGAGUGCACAGCCCACGGCGGCAGAUGCACAGUCGCAGCAGCAACUUGCAUGGGAAAAGGCGGAAGCGGAAAUCGUGCGAUUCUUUGAACGAACGCAACCAGGUUACGAGGCUGCCUACAAGGAGAUCCAAGCGAAGGAAGCCGAGUUUGCUCGCGCAGAAGCUGCCCGCCAAGCUGCCAACGAUCUGGUCGCACCAACUGCAGCGGCUGCCACUUCGACCUCCGCACCAACACCUACGCCCUCCGCCACACCGUCGGCAAAGGCGCUGAGUCCCGAAGCGCAGGCCGAAGCAAUCAAGAAGGCUCCAUUCUUGCCUUCCUACAUGCAACCGCUCAGCUCUCUCAUUCCAGCGGAUGUGAUUGCGAACGGCUCUCGCAGCGACAUCAUUGCGGCAUGGAACGCUGCACAUCUUGGCAAGCCCGAUCAUUUUGCCUCAGUCAUGCCGGCUGAAGCAUACCGUCGUUUAACGAGCCGCAGCCGCCGGAACUCUCGGUUUGUUCUACCGGUGCCUCGUGGAGAGGGCUUUGAGUGGAUGGUCGCAGAGUUCACCAACGCCUCGCUGCUGUUCACCUCGCUCCUGGACUACCAGACGCACCAGGAGCACGCAUCCUCGCUGCUCUCCGUGACCUUUUUCACCGACGGCGUUCUCGAAAAGCACGGCAUUGCCCUGCAGCGUGCGUACGCCGACCACAAGAAGCUUCCGCGCGAGUUGGCGGAAUCGCUCCUGAGGAACAUUGCCCACGUGUAUCUGGCGCCUGGCAGCACCGGUGCAGUCAGCAACAUUGCGCUCGCCCGACGUGGUCAGGGCGCAGAGGGCCUGUACGGGUUUGUCGAAACGUUCAACCAGCAGCCCAAACAGUUUGACUUUAACAUUUUGUUGGACGAGUUGAAAGCGCGCGGACUGCUGCAGUUGUAACGACGUCCGUCAUUCUUUGAGCCACAUACACACUCAAGCACAAAGAAUACACGGAGUGAAAAUGGAACCAAAAAAA
This is a messenger RNA of Capsaspora owczarzaki ATCC 30864, 1185 nucleotides long. RefSeq lists its product as hypothetical. Gene Ontology annotation, cellular component: mitochondrion. The record is from RefSeq and is a predicted model, not a curated record. Bases 72 to 1109 code for a protein of 345 amino acids. NCBI's taxonomy places the organism in Eukaryota, Filasterea, Ministeriida, Capsasporidae. Gene Ontology annotation, biological process: mitochondrial proton-transporting ATP synthase complex assembly. The transcript is spliced from 5 exons.